Messenger RNA from Sphenostylis stenocarpa, 1653 nucleotides. Lineage: Eukaryota; Viridiplantae; Streptophyta; Magnoliopsida; Fabales; Fabaceae. The record is from the annotation of a GenBank genome assembly.
AUGAUGAUAAAUGAGCAUGGACCUAUUUUCUUUAGGAGAGUAAGUCCAGAUGAAGAUGAAUUUGAACGGCGGCCAAGCCACUCCGGAGAUGGUUGCUUCAUAAACCCUGAUAGUAUUGUUGAUUCCAAUUCAUUUGUCACAUUACAAGGAAAGACUACUGUAGGAGAUGCCUCAAAUCCCAUUAACAACAAUGCCAUUCAAGAGCAGUUGGCUGGAGGAAGGCCAAUUGCUUCUGCUGCUUCACUUGCUGAUAGAAUAGGCUUUCAAGAAAAUCUUCAGAGUUCAGCAGUUUUGCCUCAUUCAAUGUGUUCAUUGGAGGCAUUGGGGCCAUACAUUUUCAAUAAUUGGCAAAAUGCAUCAAACCCUUUGGCUGCGACUUUUGGUGAUCACGGCUACGAUGAAUUAUCAGGUAUUCAUAAGUGGAAUGUGAACAAGUUUCUGAAAGCUCCAGAGGCUAAUGGGACUGAGAUACUGGCUUAUUCUUCCCUAGGAAACCUGGUUCAAAAUGGAUGGACAUCAUCAAAUGUUGCAAACUUGGCCAAUUUUGCCUAUAAUUCCUCUAAUUGUAGUAAUGAGCUAUCACUUAGUCUUGCAAGAUCUCCUCCAACUGCAGGUCAGUGCUCAGAGUUGAGCUGCUCCAACGCAUCUUGUAGCAUGAAUGGAACAAGUUCAGGCUUGGAGCAACCUUCUUGCAGCAGUAAGGAGCUGUCUAUGAGAUUAGGUUCUAACAAACAUGUCCAAUUUUCACCAGCAAUACUGGGGUCCAGAUAUCUUGCUGGGGUUCAAGAAAUACUUGCUCAAAUUGCAACAUAUUCAUUUGAAAAUGUAGGGCUGAUAAAUUACUCAGCUUCUGGUGUUAGAGCAGGAGGAAAUAAAUCAGCUUCAGCCUUUACACCAAAGGGAAGGGUUGCGAAUAACCAAAAUGCAAAUUCCAUGUAUGGAGCACAUGUAGAAGAAUCUAAUGCAGCUGACUCAAACAAAUCCCAACUUCUCAUGCUUCUACAGCUGGUGGACAAUGGAUAUAGUCAGUGUUUGGAUGAGGUUCAUACUGUGGCAUCUGCAUUCCAUGCUGCUACUGAGCUGGAUCCUCACAUGCACGCACAUUUUGCACUUCAAACCAUCUCUCUCUUGUACAAGGACUUGAGAGAGAGGAUUAGCAAUUGCAUUCUUACCAUGGGACCAGAUUCGAACAGCUUGUGUUCAGAAGAGGAGAAGGAAUGGUCUCUUGAAACUUCAUUCAUUCAAAAGCAAUGGGCUCUACAGCAGUUGAAAAGAAAAGAUCAGUUGUGGAGACCCCAAAGGGGCUUGCCAGAAAGAUCUGUCUCAGUUCUACGCGCUUGGAUGUUUCAGAAUUUCCUCCAUCCGUAUCCUAAAGAUGCAGAGAAGCAUUUACUGGCUGUAAAAAGUGGGUUGACAAGAAGCCAGGUAUCCAAUUGGUUUAUCAAUGCACGUGUCCGGCUGUGGAAGCCUAUGAUUGAAGAAAUGUAUACUGAAAUGAAUAGAAGAAAAGCUUGUAGACAUGAAGAAGGAUUGGAGUGCACUCACAAAAGCAGGAUAAGCAUGAACAGUCAAAUAAGUGUGCAUAACGCUGUGCGUAGUCGGGUAUUUUAUGAGAAGAUGCGGUUAUCUUCACAAAGGCGAGGUUUCAUAUAA